Messenger RNA from Microthlaspi erraticum, 1371 nucleotides. Lineage: Eukaryota; Viridiplantae; Streptophyta; Magnoliopsida; Brassicales; Brassicaceae. The record is from the annotation of a GenBank genome assembly.
AUGGAUGCAGGCAUGAACACAUCUUCGCACCUGAAGGCGCAGGCUCGGUUUCCUCUUCAAGAACACUUUCUCCCCAGGAAGAAUUCCAAGGAAAAUCUUGACAGGUUUAUACCGAACAGAUCCGCCAUGGAUUUCGACUAUGCGCACUACGCCCUGACCGAAGGAAGGAAAGGUAAGGAUCAAACCGCAGCGGUAAGCUCACCAUCCAGAGAGGCGUACCGGAAGCAAUUGGCUGAGACGAUGAACCUGAACCACACCCGGAUCCUCGCCUUCAGGAACAAACCUCAAGCUCCAGUCGAAUUGCUUCCCAGCGACCACUCUGCUUCUCUUCACCAGCAACCCAAAUCCGUUAAGCCUCGCCGUUACAUUCCUCAGACUUCUGAGAGGACAUUGGAUGCACCUGAUAUUGUGGAUGACUUCUACCUCAACUUGCUUGACUGGGGCAGUGCCAAUGUCUUAGCCAUAGCGUUGGGCCACACUGUCUAUCUGUGGGAUGCUUCCACUGGUUCCACGUCUGAGCUUGUGACCAUUGACGAAGAGAAAGGACCUGUCACAAGUAUCAACUGGGCACCUGAUGGUCGUCAUGUCGCAGUUGGCCUCAACAACUCUGAAGUGCAACUCUGGGAUUCUGCAUCCAACCGUCAACUGAGAACAUUGAAAGGUGGCCACCAAUCAAGAGUCGGAUCAUUGGCAUGGAACAACCACAUCCUCACCACUGGAGGGAUGGACGGACAGAUCAUCAACAACGAUGUGAGGAUCAGAUCACACGUUGUGGAAACCUACAGGGGCCACACUCAAGAGGUCUGUGGUCUCAAGUGGUCAGGCUCUGGACAGCAGCUUGCAAGUGGUGGCAACGACAAUGUGGUUCACAUUUGGGAUCGUUCUGUGGCCUCCUCAAACUCGUCCACUCAGUGGCUCCACAGGCUUGAAGAGCACACAUCUGCAGUUAAAGCCCUUGCCUGGUGCCCUUUCCAAGCCAAUUUGCUUGCAACUGGUGGCGGUGGAGGAGAUAGGACGAUCAAGUUCUGGAACACUCACACCGGAGCUUGCUUGAAUUCGGUGGACACUGGCUCCCAAGUCUGUUCUUUGUUAUGGAACAAGAAUGAAAGAGAGUUGCUUAGCUCACAUGGGUUUACGCAGAACCAGCUCACACUUUGGAAGUACCCUUCCAUGGUGAAAAUGGCUGAGCUCACUGGUCAUACUUCAAGAGUUCUAUAUAUGGCCCAGAGCCCAGAUGGUUGUACCGUAGCUUCAGCAGCAGGAGACGAGACUCUGAGGUUCUGGAAUGUUUUCGGAGUACCAGAGACCGCCAAGAAACCUGCUCCAAAAGCAGCCCAUGAGCCAUUCUCUCACGUGAAUCGUAUCCGUUGA